CGCGUCGCGAACGCCGUCGCGAACGCACGCGCACGCACGAGCGCACGCAGGAAACGAACGGCAUCGUCGACGACGUCGUGACGACCGCGACGGCGACGGCGCGCGACGAACGGCGCGUCGACGAUCGCCAUGGGCAAAAAGAACAAAGACGAGGACCCGAACGAAAAGCUCGAUCGCAUCGCCAUCGUCAACGGCGAGCGGUGCCGACCGAAAAAAUGCAAACAAGAGUGUAAGCGAUCGUGCCCGGUGGUGAAGGUCGGAAAGUUGUGCAUCGAGGUCGGACCGAAGGAUAAGAUUGCGUUUCUGAGCGAGGAGUUGUGCAUCGGAUGCGGGAUUUGCGUGAAGAAGUGCCCGUUUGAAGCGCUGACGAUCAUCAAUCUGCCGAAGAAUUUGGAGCGAGAGACGACGCAUAGAUAUGGGCCGAACACGUUUAAGUUGCAUCGGUUGCCGACGCCGCGCGCGGGACAGGUGCUCGGGUUGGUGGGCACAAACGGGAUCGGCAAGUCGACGGCGCUGAAAAUUUUGGCGGGGAAAUUGAAGCCGAAUCUUGGGAAUUUCACGAAACCGCCCGAGUGGAGCGAUAUUCUCGCGCACUUCCGCGGGUCGGAGUUGCAAAACUAUCUGACGAAGAUUUUGGAGGAUGACAUGAAGGCGUUGAUUAAGCCGCAGUACGUCGAUAACAUUCCGAAAGCCGUCAAGGGAGAAGUCGAGCAAUGCUUGAACGAUAGAAACGAGUUGGACAACUUGGAAUUUCUCAAGGACCAAUUGGACUUGGAGAAUGUCAUGCAGCGUCAGGUGGCGCAGUUAUCUGGGGGGGAGCUUCAGCGGUUCGCCACCGCGAUCAUCGCGUGCCAAAAGGCAGACAUUUAUAUGUUUGACGAGCCGUCGUCGUACUUAGACGUCAAGCAACGUUUGAAGGCGUCUCGGGUGAUUCGUUCUUUGUUAAAGAACGAUACGUACGUCAUCGUCGUCGAGCACGAUUUGUCCGUGCUCGAUUACUUGUCCGACUUCAUUUGCUGCCUGUACGGGAAGCCCGGGGCGUACGGCGUCGUCACCAUGCCCUUCUCUGUUCGCGAAGGCAUCAACAUUUUCCUCGCCGGUUUUGUGCCGACGGAGAACUUGCGUUUCCGCGACGAGGCGCUCACGUUCAAAGUCGCGGGCGCGGAUAGUGGGAUGGAGAUUACCGACAAACAUUUUUCGCGAUACGAAUACCCGGCGUUGGUGAAGACGCAGGGCGAUUUCAAACUCAACGUCGAGUCCGGUGAGUUCACCGAUAGCGAAAUUGUCGUGUUGCUCGGGGAGAACGGUACGGGUAAGACGACUUUUAUUCGCCUUAUCGCCGGCUUGAUUCAACCGGACGACGAAGAACUCGAACUUCCGGAGUUCAACGUGUCGUACAAGCCUCAAAAGAUUUCCCCGAAGUUCCCGGGCACCGUGCGCGAGUUGCUUCACAAGAAGAUUCGCGACUCUUACAUGCACCCUCAGUUCGUUUCGGACGUUAUGAAGCCUAUGAACAUCGAUCCGUUGAUGGACCAAGCGGUGCAAAACCUCUCCGGUGGUGAAUUGCAACGCGUGGCGUUGGCGAUGUGCAUGGGUACGCCCGCGGACAUUUACCUCAUCGACGAACCGUCGGCGUAUUUGGAUUCCGAGCAACGUGUGUGGGCGUCUAAGGUUAUCAAGCGCUUCAUCUUGCACGCCAAAAAGGUGGCUUUUAUCGUGGAGCACGAUUUCAUCAUGGCCACGUACCUCGCGGACAAGGUUGUGGUGUACUCUGGCGUCCCCGCCAUCGAAGCGACGGCGCACGCGCCGCAGUCUUUGUUGACGGGUAUGAACAUGUUCCUGAAGGCGUUGGAGAUUACGUUUCGACGCGAUCCCACGAACUACCGUCCGCGCAUUAACAAGUACCAGUCCCAGCUCGACAGCGAACAAAAGGCGGCGAACUGCUACUACUUGCUCGACGAGUAAGCGUCUCGUCUCGAUUCACUUCAGUAGCCUUAGCGUAGAUCGUGUCAAUGUCGUCAUGUUU
This is a messenger RNA of Ostreococcus lucimarinus CCE9901, 2026 nucleotides long. RefSeq lists its product with no specific name. Gene Ontology annotation, biological process: translational initiation; ribosomal subunit export from nucleus; translational termination. The coding region runs from base 130 to 1965 and encodes 611 amino acids. The record is from RefSeq and is a predicted model, not a curated record. The transcript has a single exon. Lineage: Eukaryota; Viridiplantae; Chlorophyta; Mamiellophyceae; Mamiellales; Bathycoccaceae. Gene Ontology annotation, molecular function: iron ion binding; ATP binding; ATP hydrolysis activity.